UGGUUCACAGGACUCAGCCCAUCCGACCGAGUCACACCAGCCAGGGCUAAAGGCAGACUCCUAAUGGGGGCUGGAGGUGGCAGGUGGAAAGAGGGUGGGUGUGGUGGUAGCGCUUCCAAUAGUAGCCAGCAUGCAUGACCUGAACCUUUUGGCUGAGGCUGUCCCUAGCGUGUAGAGGCUCCGGGGGCUACCGGGGUGGUGCGUAUGUGUGACAAAUUUUGCCUGCGAGGAGGCCAUCCCGAUGGCCUUGAGGCAAAAUUCUCCAAAAGUCCUAAUAGGUAAUAGGACAGGCCAGAUCCCAGCGGGAGUUUGCAAUGGGCAGGCCAGGGUGAGAAAGGCCCAGCAGGGGGCACAAAUGGGCUUCUGGAGGGAAUCCUUCUACCCCGCAGUUCCUCCUCGGACCGCCCAGGUAUUUGGUGGUGAGGGAGUUUAGACUUGCCCAAGGCUUCUCAGCUUGGGGUGGGUCCAGGUCCAGGCCAAGGGAAAAAAGGAAAUGCGCCCUCGCUCGUGUAUUUUUGCAGUCGACUGCGCCCUCCUUCAACAGUGGGGCUAGGUGUGGUAUCACUUCCACUUGCCGGUGAGCAAACAGGCGGGUGUGUGGUGGGGGGUGGCAGGGGUCAGGUUACUUGGCUUAGUGAUGGCGCAAACCCAGCCUCAGCCCCAGUGCUUGCGCUCUUCCCGCAUUGCCGGAGGUGGGGGCCGGAAGGAGGGGGUUGCCUGUUCGGGAGUCCUGGGAGUAGGGUCGGUGGGCAGGACCGGGCGCGGUAGGAGAAACCGGGUGCCCGGGAGCUCAGGUGACUCCUGCACAGGUCAUGCCCUUGUCUCCCGACCCAGCUGGCCCUGCCAGGUGACCAUGCCUGGCCUCGGCCCAGGUCUUCUCCAGGUGCUCUGGGCUGGGUGGGUCCUCACCCUCCAUGCCCCUCCACCGGCUGCUUUCACUCCCAACGGCACACAUCUGCAGCACCUGGCACGGGACCCCACCUCCGGCACCAUCUACCUAGGGGCCACUAACUUCCUGUUCCAGCUGAGCCCGGAUCUACAGCUGGAAGCCACCGUGCCCACUGGCCCUGUGCUAGAUAGCAGGGACUGCCUGCCGCCUGUGGUGCGUGAUGAGUGCCCUCAGGCCCAGCCCACCGACAACCUGAACCAGCUGCUCCUGGUGAGCCCGGGGGCCCUGGUGGUGUGCGGGAGUGUGCACCAGGGGAUCUGUGAGCAGCGGGCACUCGGGCAGCUCCAGCGGCUGCUGCUGAGGCCAGAGCGGCCUGGGGACACCCAGUACGUGGCCGCCAAUGACCCUGAGGUCAGCACUGUGGGACUGGUGGCCCAGGGCUUGGCUGGGGAGCCCCUCCUGUUUGUGGGACGAGGAUACACCAGCAGGGGUGUCGGGGGUGGCAUCCCUCCCAUCACAACCCGGGCCUUGCAGCCACCAGACCCCCAGGCUGUCUUUUCUUAUGAGGAGACGGCCAAGCUGGCAGUGGGCCGCCUCUCUGAGUACAGCCACCACUUUGUAAGCGCCUUUGCACGUGGGGACAGCGCCUACUUCCUGUUCCUGCGGCGGGACCUGCAGGCUCAGUCGCGAGCCUUUCGCGCCUAUGUGUCUCGAGUGUGUCUCCGGGACCAGCACUAUUACUCCUACGUGGAGCUGCCCCUGGCCUGCCAGGGCGGCCGCUAUGGGCUGAUCCAGGCUGCGGCCGUGGCCACGUCCAGGGAGGUGGCCCAGGGGGAGGUGCUCUUUGUAGCCUUCUCCUCAGCCGGUUCCCCCACGGUGGGCCGGCCGCCAUCGGCUGCCACCGGGCUGUCAGGGUCCUCUGCUCUCUGUGCCUUCCACCUGGACGAGGUGGACCACCUCGCCAACCUCACACGCGACGCCUGCUACACUCGGGAGGGCCAUAGCGAGGACGGGGCCGAGGUGGCCUACAUCGAGUACGACGUCAACUCCGACUGUGCGCAGCUGCCCGUGGACACCCUGGAUGCCUAUCCCUGUGGCUCAGACCACACGCCCAGCCCCAUGGCCAGCCGUGUCCCCCUGGAAGCCACGCCAGUUCUCGAGUGGCCAGGGGUUCAGCUGACAGCCGUGGCGGUCACCAUGGAGGAUGGACACACUGUUGCUUUCCUGGGUGACAGUCAAGGGCAGCUGCACAGGGUGUACUUGGGCCCGGGAAGUGAUGGCCAUCCAUACUCCAGCCAGAGCAUCCAGCGGGGGUCUGCAGUGAGCGGAGACCUCGUAUUUGACGGGGCCUUUGAGCACCUGUAUGUCAUGACCCAGAGCACACUUCUCAAGGUUCCUGUGGCUGCCUGUGCUCAGCACCUGGACUGCGCGUCUUGUCUGGCCCACAGGGACCCGUACUGCGGGUGGUGUGUGCUCCUGGGCAGGUGCAGUCGUCGUUCUGAGUGCUCGCGGGGCCAGGGCCCGGAGAGAUGGCUGUGGAGCUUCCAGCCUGAGCUGGGCUGCCUGCAAGUGGCAGCCACGAAUCCUGCCAACAUCAGCCGAGAGGAGAGGAGGGAGGUUUUCCUGUCGGUACCUGACUUGCCACCCCUAUGGCCGGGGGAGUCAUAUUCCUGCCACUUUGGGGAACAUCAGAGUCCUGCCCUGUUGACCAGUUCGGGUGUGACGUGCCCCUCCCCAGACCCUAGUGGGGCCCCAGCGCUGCCGAGAGGAGCUGACCACGUUUCUGUGAGUGUGGAGCUCAGGUUCGGUGCGGUCGUGAUCGCCAGGGCUGCUCUCUCCUUCUACGACUGUGUGGCCGUCAGCGACCUCCACCCAUCUGCACAGUGCCGGGCCUGUGUGAGCAGCCGCUGGGGGUGUAACUGGUGCGUCUGGCAGCACCUGUGCACACACAAGGCCUCGUGCGACGCUGGGCCCGUGGUGGUCAGCCAACAGAGCCUGCUUCUGUCCUCAGCCCCUCCUGCAAUAGAGGCACCCACCCCUUCCCCACCUGCUGCCCCUGAGGCCACGGUCACCCCCACUCCUGACCCCCUUCCCGUGGAGCCCGAGGCUCCCUCCUUAGCCACAGCUUCAGCUGUCCCGCCUGAGGCCAGUCCUUCCCUGCCGUGGGCAGGUCCCAGCCCCACACUUGCCUCCCCCGCCUCGGCCCCCACAGAGUCACCCCUCCAUGAAGAGCCCCUCCCUCCCAGCUCCCCGGAUAGACCUGGAACCACUGACCCUGCUGUCACUGACCUUGAACCUAUGGCCACACCUGAGGACCUCUUGGCCUUCUACCCGUCACCCUCAGAUGCAGUGGCACUGUCCUCUGCCCCCGCAGACCCUGGCCCCGAGACCUCCCCCACUGCGGUACCCCAGGACCAGCCCCCCAGCACCGCUCCUGCCACUACUUUCCCAGGGGCCGCUGGCUCCGCGAAGCCUACCCUGGACUGGCCCACGAAAGAAGGCGGCGAGCUGCCCGAGGCGGACGAGUGGAUAGGGGGUGACACGCCCGCCUUCUCCACUUCCACCCUCCUCUCAGGUGACGGAGACUCGGCCGAGCACGAGGGCCCCCCGGCCCCCCUCAUUCUCCUGUCCGGCCUUGACUACCAGUACGACACCCCCGGGCUCUGGGAGCUGGUGAGGCCCAGCCCGGGAAGGAGGCUUCGGGAGGAAGAGGCAAACCAGGGGGCCAGCUCCUGUCCUUGUGUGGAAAGUGUCGAGGGCUCCAUGCUGAUACCCGUGCAUGUGAAGCGGAACGUGCAGCUGCUGGGCAGGAACCUGCGCCUCUUCCAGGACAGCCCUGGAGACUACGAGUGUGUGAUGGAGCUGGAGGGCCGAGAGGUGGCGGUGGCAGCCCAGGUCCAGUGUGAGCCUCCUCCAGACACGCGGUGCCGUGUUACGUGCCAGCAGCUGCAGCUCAGCUACGACACUGCACAGCCAGAGCUUCACGUGGGGCUGUUCUUGCGCCGGGCUGGCCGCCUGCGUGUGGACAGCGCUGAUGGGCUGCAUGUGGUGCUCUAUGACUGUUCCAUGGGACACGGGGACUGCAGCCACUGCCAGACCGCCAUGCCCCAGUACGGCUGCGUGUGGUGCCAGGGAGAGCGUUCGCACUGCGUGGCCCGGGAAGCCUGUGGUGGCGCUGAGGCUGUGGCCACCCAGUGCCCUGCCCCCCUCAUCCACUCGGUGGAGCCGCUGACCGGGCCGGUGGACGGAGGCACCCGCGUCACCAUCAGGGGCUCCAACCUGGGCCAGCACGUGCAGGAUGUGCAGGACACAGUCCGGGUGGCCGGAGUGCCCUGCGCGGUGGAUGCUCAGGAGUACGAGGUCUCCAGCAGUCUUGUGUGCGUCACCGAGGCCAGCGGGAAGGAGGUGGCGGGUGCUGUGACCGUGGAGGUGCCAGGAAGAGGACGUGGCAUCUCAGAGCUCAACUUCGCCUACCAGGACCCGAAGGUGCAUUCCAUCUUCCCGGUGCGAGGCCCCAGAGCCGGGGGCACCCGCCUCACCCUGCAUGGCUCCAAGCUCCUGACUGGGCGGCUGGAGGACAUCCGAGUGGUAGUCGGACACCAGCCUUGUCACCUACUUCCGGGGCAGCAGGCGGAGCAGCUGCAGUGUGAGACCGGCCCACACCCCACGCCGGCCGCACUCCCCGUGGCUGUGUGGUUUGGGGCCACCGAGCGGAAGCUUCAGCACAGCCAGUUCGAGUACACGUCAGACCCCAAUGUCACCUCUGUCGGCCCCACCAAGAGCUUCUUCAGUGGGGGACGCGAGAUUCGGGUCCGUGGCCAGAAUUUGGACGUGGUGCAGACACCAAGGAUCCGAGUGACUGUGGCACCAAGAGCACUGCGGCCGGGCCAGGGGCCUGGGCAGAGGCACCACAUGAUCCCGGCGACCGCAUGCUCCCCCGGAGCCUCCUGCACCGGUCAUCAUUUCGAGGAGCUCUGCCACGUGAAUUCCUCCCAGCUCAUCACCUGCUGCACACCUGCCCUCCCGGGCCUGCCUGAGGAAGCCCGGGUCCAAGUGGAGUUUAUCCUCGACAGCCUGGUCUUUGACUUUGCCACGCUGAACCCUACACCCUUCUCCUAUGAGGCUGACCCCACUCUGCAGCCCCUCAACCCCGAGGACCCCACCACGCCAUUCCGGCACAAGCCUGGGAGUGUGCUGUCCGUGGAGGGGGAGAAUCUGGACCUUGCAAUGUCCAAGGAGGAGGUUGUGGCCAUGAUAGGGACCGGUCCCUGUGUGGUGAAGACACUGACCCGGCACCACCUGUACUGCGAGCCCCCAACGGAGCAGCCCCUGCCCCUCCGGGAUGCACCUGAGGCGCUGCCUGAGUUCACGGUGCAGAUGGGGAACCUGCGCUUUUCCCUGGGUCAUGUGCAAUACGAUGGCGAGAGCCCCGUGGCUUUCCCCCUGGCAGCCCAGGCCGGCUUGGGGGUGGGCGUCUCUCUUCUGGCUGUGGGAGUGGUCAUCAUCGUCUUCAUAUACAGGAGGAAGAGCAAGCAGGCCCUGCGGGACUACAAGAAGGUCCAGAUCCAGCUGGAGAACCUGGAGAGCAGUGUGCGGGACCGCUGCAAGAAGGAGUUCACGGAUCUCAUGACCGAGAUGACGGAUCUCACCAGUGACCUUCUGGGCAGCGGCAUCCCCUUCCUUGACUAUAAGGUGUAUGCCGAGAGGGUCUUCUUCCCCGGGCACCAGGAGUCACCCUUGCACCGGGACUUGGGUGUGCCCGAGAGCAGGCGGCCGACUGUGGAACAAGGCCUGGGGCAGCUCUCCAAUCUGCUCAACAGCAAGCUCUUCCUCACCAAGUUCAUCCACACCCUGGAGAGCCAGCGCACCUUCUCGGCUCGGGACCGCGCCUACGUGGCCUCUCUGCUCACCGUGGCACUGCACGGGAAGCUCGAGUACUUCACAGACAUCCUCCGCACCCUGCUCAGUGACCUGGUGGCCCAGUAUGUGGCCAAGAACCCCAAGCUGAUGCUGCGCAGGACAGAGACUGUGGUGGAGAAGCUGCUCUCCAACUGGAUGUCCAUCUGCCUCUACACUUUCGUCAGGGACGCGGUAGGGGAGCCUCUGUACAUGCUCUUCCGUGGAAUUAAGCAUCAAGUUGAUAAGGGGCCAGUCGACAGCGUGACUGGUAAAGCCAAAUACACCCUGAAUGACAACCGCCUUCUCAGAGAGGACGUGGAGUACCGUCCCCUGACCUUGAAUGCACUGUUGGCUGUGGGGCCGGCGGCGGGAGAGGCCCAGGGGGUGCCUGUGAAGGUCCUGGACUGCGACACCAUCUCCCAGGCCAAGGAGAAGAUGCUGGACCAGCUUUAUAAAGGGAUGCCUCUCACCCAGCGGCCGGACCCCCGCACCUUGGAUGUCGAGUGGCGGUCUGGGGUGGCCGGACACCUCAUUCUUUCUGAUGAGGAUGUGACUUCUGAGGUCCAGGGUCUGUGGCGGCGGCUGAACACCCUGCAGCAUUACAAGGUCCCAGAUGGAGCUACUGUGGCCCUGGUCCCCUGCCUCACCAAGCACGUUCUUCGGGAAAACCAGGAUUAUGUCCCCGGAGAAAGGACCCCAAUGCUGGAGGAUGUGGAUGAGGGGGGCAUCCGGCCCUGGCACCUGGUGAAGCCGAGCGAGGAGCCGGAGCCGCCCCGGCCGAGGAGGGGCAGCCUUCGGGGUGGGGAGCGCGAGCGAGCCAAGGCCAUCCCGGAGAUCUACCUGACCCGCCUGCUGUCCAUGAAGGGCACCCUGCAGAAGUUUGUGGACGACCUGUUCCAGGUGAUCCUCAGCACCAGCCGCCCCGUGCCGCUCGCCAUCAAGUACUUCUUUGACCUGCUGGACGAGCAGGCCCAGCAGCACGGCAUCUCCGACCAGGACACCGUCCACAUCUGGAAGACCAACAGCCUGCCGCUGAGGUUCUGGGUCAAUAUAAUCAAAAACCCGCAGUUUGUGUUCGACGUGCAGACGUCCGAUAACAUGGACGCAGUGCUCCUGGUCAUCGCACAGACCUUCAUGGAUGCCUGCACCCUGGCUGACCACAAGCUGGGCCGGGACUCCCCCAUCAACAAACUUCUAUAUGCUCGGGAUAUCCCCCGUUACAAACGGAUGGUGGAAAGGUACUACGCAGACAUCAGACAGACCAUCCCGGCCAGCGACCAAGAGAUGAACUCCAUCCUGGCCGAGCUGUCCCGGAACUACUCUGGAGACCUAGGGGCGCGAGUGGCCCUGCACGAACUCUACAAGUACAUCAACAAAUACUACGACCAGAUCAUCACUGCUCUGGAGGAGGACGGCACCGCCCAGAAGAUGCAGCUGGGCUACCGGCUGCAGCAGAUCGCCGCAGCCGUGGAGAACAAGGUCACCGACCUGUAGGGCCCAGCCAGCCCUGCUGCUGCGCAGCCCGCCCGGCGGCCCUGGAACCUCGAGGGAGAAACCACCUUCUUAGAUGCCUGUAGUGCCUGAGGAGCCGGGUCAGUGGAAGGUGGCCUGGGUCUCCUGGUGGCGCUGGCCUGGGCCCCGAGGCCGAUGGGGUGCUGGCCCGGCCCGCCUGCUCCCUGAGCCCAGCAACCCUGUGGGCUGUGUGACGUCAGUCAGCGGGGAGUUGGGUAUGAAGCCCCCCCAACCCCUGGGGAGACUGGACUUCCCAAACACUGCUCUUAACUCCACUGGGGUUCAGAGAGGAAGGAGGGGGCGUGGGCUGUCUGCCCUCCUGCCCCCCACCCGCCAUCCGUUCUGAUCCCGGCAUAACUGCCUCCAGCCUUUGCUGCUGCCACGGUCCCAGGUCCGAGAGAUGAACACCUUUCCUAGGCCACUGCGAACUGACCCCUCAGAAGGGUUGACCGCCUUAGGGCCACCCUGCCUCCAAGGCAGCCAGUGGUGAGGGGCACCUGUUUUGGGGGGGCGUUGGGGAGAACAGUGGCCACACUGACCCAGCUCUUCAUUAAAGGAUAACACACUG
Artibeus jamaicensis (Jamaican fruit-eating bat) is the source of this 7868-nucleotide messenger RNA. RefSeq names its product plexin B1 (gene PLXNB1). NCBI's taxonomy places the organism in Eukaryota, Metazoa, Chordata, Mammalia, Chiroptera, Phyllostomidae. The record is from RefSeq and is a predicted model, not a curated record. Gene Ontology annotation, biological process: negative regulation of cell adhesion; regulation of GTPase activity; semaphorin-plexin signaling pathway involved in axon guidance. The transcript has 38 exons. The coding region runs from base 638 to 7282 and encodes 2214 amino acids. Gene Ontology annotation, cellular component: semaphorin receptor complex. Gene Ontology annotation, molecular function: protein binding; semaphorin receptor activity.